Euleptes europaea (tarantolino) is the source of this 1873-nucleotide messenger RNA. It is a transcript of the gene ZNF319, whose product is annotated as zinc finger protein 319. Gene Ontology annotation, biological process: regulation of transcription by RNA polymerase II. The coding region runs from base 97 to 1839 and encodes 580 amino acids. The record is from RefSeq and is a predicted model, not a curated record. NCBI's taxonomy places the organism in Eukaryota, Metazoa, Chordata, Lepidosauria, Squamata, Sphaerodactylidae. Gene Ontology annotation, molecular function: RNA polymerase II transcription regulatory region sequence-specific DNA binding; DNA-binding transcription factor activity, RNA polymerase II-specific. Gene Ontology annotation, cellular component: nucleus. The transcript has a single exon.
AAUCAACCGCUGGGAAUUCAGAUCUCCUUAAUAAUUUCCCUCUCCGUUGAGAAGCUGAAGCCCUUAUUGCGAAAACCCCGUUUUCUUUUCUCCAGCAUGUCGGAAAGCUGGCAACAGCAGCCGGCCCCUCCGCAACAGCCGCCGCACCACGCCGGGGCAGCUGCUCUCCCGGAGCAUCCCAUCCCAUCGAGCGCGGUGGGUGAGAACCCCUUAGGCUGCGCCGUCUACGGCAUCCUGCUCCAGCCGGAGCCCAGCAGCCUUCAGCACCACCCGCCCAUCCCCGCCAGCAGCGGGGAGCCCUCUGCCAAAUGCGGCGUGUGCGGCCAUGACUUGGCCCACCUCUCCAACCCCCAGGAGCACCAGUGUCUGCAGGGGGGCCACGACCGGUCCUUCCAGUGCACCCAGUGCCUGAAGAUCUUCCACCAGGCCACGGACCUCCUGGAGCACCAGUGCCUGCAAGUGGAGCAGAAGCCGUUUGUCUGCGGCGUCUGCAAGAUGGGCUUCUCCCUCCUCACGUCGCUGGCUCAGCACCACAACGUCCACAACGGCAGCGCCGCCGUCAAGUGCUCCAUCUGCGAGAAGACCUACAAGGCGGCGGCUGUGGCAGCAGCACCUGAGGAGCCGGCGCCACCCCAGCAGCCUGCUGCGCUCAACCGGACCCCCAUGGAGAAGCCCUACAGCUGCUCCAUCUGCCAGAAGCCCUUCAAGCACCUCUCGGAGCUGUCGCGCCACGAGCGGGUGCACACCGGGGAGAAGCCUUACAAGUGCAGCCUCUGCGACAAGAGCUUCAGCCAGUCGUCCCACCUGGUGCACCACAAGCGCACGCACAGCGCCGAGCGGCCUUAUAAAUGCACCGUGUGCGAGAAGGCCUUCAAGCACCGCUCCCACCUGGUGCGUCACAUGUAUGCCCACUCGGGCGAGGCGCAUCUCUUCCGCUGCAACGUCUGCGAGCUGCACUUCAAGGAGUCGUCGGAGCUUCUGCAGCACCCCUGCACCCCCAGCGGCGAGCGGCCCUUUCGCUGCGGCGCCUGCCACAAGGCAUUCCGCCGGCCCUCGGACCUCCGGCAGCACGAGCGCACGCACAGCACCGAGCGCCCCUUCCAGUGCGACCUCUGCCAGAUGAGCUUCAAGCAGCAGUACGCGCUGAUGCGCCACCGCCGCACGCACAAGACGGCAGCUCCGACCACCUCCACGGAGCAGGAGCCGCAGGCGCCCCCCUUCAAGUGUUCUUUGUGCGAGAAGGGCUUCGUGCAGCCGGCUCACCUGCUCUAUCACCAGCAUGUCCACGGCAUUGAGAACCUGUUCAAGUGUAACGCGUGCCAGAAGGGCUUCAGCCAGUCCUCGGAGCUGCUGCGCCACCGCUGUGUCCAGAGCGCCGAGCGGCCCUUCAAGUGCGCCGUGUGUAGUAAGGCCUACAAGCGGGCGUCCGCCCUCCAGAAGCACCAGCUGGCCUCGCACUGCGCGGAGAAGCCCCUCCGCUGCACCCUGUGCGAGAGGCGCUUCUUCUCGUCGUCGGAAUUUGUGCAGCACCGUUGCGACCCUGCCCGCGAGCGGCCCCUCAAGUGCCCGGACUGCCAGAAGCGCUUCAAGUACGCCUCUGACCUGCAGCGCCACCGGCGGGUUCACACCGGGGAGAAGCCUUACAAGUGCCCGGCUUGCGAGAAGGCCUUCAAGCAGCGGGAGCACCUGAACAAGCACCACGGGGUCCACACCCGGGAGCAACACUACAAGUGCAUGUGGUGCGGUGAGCGCUUCCUGGACCUGGGCCUGCUGCAGGAGCACAGUGCGCAGCACACGUCUGCCGAGAACGCCUACCCGGUCGCGCCCUGCCUGCCUUGACCAGCUGCCCUGGGUGGCUGAUGGGUCAUACCAA